Cyprinodon tularosa is the source of this 5291-nucleotide messenger RNA. RefSeq names its product zinc finger protein 687a (gene znf687a). Lineage: Eukaryota; Metazoa; Chordata; Actinopteri; Cyprinodontiformes; Cyprinodontidae. The transcript is spliced from 11 exons. The coding region runs from base 151 to 3987 and encodes 1278 amino acids. The record is from RefSeq and is a predicted model, not a curated record.
AGAGCUCCAUUCCGAGUCUGCGGUAGUGAGGACUGUGAAGCUGAGCGCGUGAGCGGAGCGUCGCAGAGUUUUUGACGGAAAACUGAUGGGACCAACAGGAAAAGUCAGGAACCAACUUCGCAAACAGUCAGGUUUUGGGGCUCAUUGGCGAUGGGGGACAUGAAGACCCCUGAUUUUGAUGACUUGCUAGCGGCUUUUGACAUGCCAGACAUUGACGCACAGGAGGCUAUUCAGUCCAAUCCAGCCGAGCAGCGCGAUGGAGGGGUUACUAAUGCGCCCGGAGGAAGCAAGAAAGGGACUGCCUCAUGCUUCCCCAACUCUGAACCGCCUGUGGUCAGCGUCAUUGUAAAGAACACGGUUCGGUCUGAGUCUACUGAGGAGAAGGAAGACGAGGAGAGGCCUGCCAGGGAUAAAACUGAUAAUCCUCCAAGCAGUGUCUCAGCCUCUCAGGUUCCAGUCAAGUUAGAGGAUUUCACUUCAGAGCUGGAACACAAACUGCCUGCCAACACUGCUGCCAUGGAGCCUCAGAUUACCAAUGGCUUUGAGGAAGCUGAUCCAACCGAUCCAGGACAGGCCAACACAGAACCAUGGUCUAAGCCUCCUUCUUUCAGCUCCACACUGAGUGAUAAUGAGGUCGAUGCAGGACCUGAACCUACCACUGAUGUUAUUGACAGUUUGUCACCUCUUCUGUACCCGCAGACCACCUCCGCAGGUGGUACCACCAGAUCAUCUCCUCGGUCCCCACCUUCCUUAACCCCACGCUCUUCUCAGCCGGAGAAACCUGCAAAUACUUUCUCUCCUCCUGCAUUACACGAAAAUGGAAGACUGACAGAUGAGACGAAAUGUGUCGUGGACUCUGAAGACGAGUCAGAUCCUGACUUUGGGAGCCCACUGGUGAUUCAGGAGAGCCCAGAAUCGAUGAUGUUCUCUCCUCCAAAACGCAGGCGGCGAGAGAAAGUACAUCCUGAUCUUCCUCAGAUGCAAAAAAACGCAUCUUCUCUUUUCCCUCAACCUCCUAAUCUCUCUGCAAAGCCUAAAUCCCCAAAAGAGGAGAAUGAACAGCCCGACUCUCCCCUCACACCUCCACAACCCCUCCCUUCGAUCGCUGGGGUUAAAGAGGAGAAAUAUCCAGAGCAUGUGAUCGACGAGAGAGACUCUCCUGAAAGCCCCCCACCGAGUGAAACAGGGGUUCUGUUGAACAGAAACGGCAGCCCCGACGUGGGUUCAACUAAAUGCCCAGACCUGAAUCAGGAUGCGCCCCCACAGAACAGGAACGAACCAGCUAAAACUGAGCACAGCGAAGAGGAAAAAUCAGAGGAAGCUGAAAAUCUGAUUGAAAAGAGGACAGCAGAUGAAGAAAAAUCAGAAGAGGGUCGCCACACGGCUGGCGAGAACGCAGAGACGCCCUCUCCUCUGAGACCACUUAAAGUUAAAAUCAAAAUGCCAACCGGCAGCAUCACGAGGACAGUUACUAAUCUGACUCCGAAAAGAGUCACAAAAGCCUCCGUUAAGGAUGCAGAGAGCUCUAAACCGUCACCAGAAAGCCAAACUGUAAAAUCCAAAAAGAAGUUGGCACAGCAGGUGGAGUCGCCUGCAACUGCAUUAAGAGAUGGUGUUAGUACGGUGAAGGAGAGGAAGCAGCGAGUGUCCCCUACGGCUGUGAGCAUCACAAAAACCACAACGCUGCCGCCCGUCUCUUCCUCCUCCAUCUCCAGGGACAACCCAGGGGCCAUCAACCUCCGCAGCCUUGGGAAAAAAACUCUCAACAGUGGGGUCCCCCUGCCAACGCCUCUGGCUCCUCAAACCAGCAACAGACCGGCAUCUAUAGUCAACAGCACGGGGGCGAUCAUUUCGAAGAGUCAGACCAACCUGGUGGAAGCCUUCAACAAAAUCCUCAAUAACAAAAACCUCCUCCCCUGUUAUAAACCAGACCUUAGCACCCCAGUCCCGGCAGAAUGGGGCAUUUCUCUUCCUGCACAGGGUUACCGCUGUCUAGAGUGUGGUGACGCCUUCGCCCUGGAGCACAGCUUGGCGCAGCACUAUGACAGGCGCUCGCUCAGGAUUGAGGUGACAUGCAAUCAUUGCGCCAAGCGGCUGGCCUUCUUCAACAAGUGCAGCUUGCUCCUGCACGCCCGAGAGCACAAAGAGAAAGGCCUGAUCAUGCAGUGCUCACAUCUGGUCAUGAAACCUGUACCUGUAGAGCAGAUGAUCAGUCAGCCUGAACCGACAGCUGCAGCAGGGGGCCAGGUCACUUUGAAGCUGUCGCAUCAAGCUGUACCUUCCAGUAAAGAGACGGAGACGCAGCAGUCUGCAAAUGCUAAAUGCUCAGAGUGUCAGGCUCAGUUUGGCAGCAAGGAGGAGAUCGCUGAUCAUUUUCAGGAGAUCAAGCCUGCUAAAAGCACUUCCUGCACAGAGUGCUCUCCUCCCAUGCUGCUGCCCAACAGCUGCAGUGCAGCAGCACAUCAGCGGAUCCACCAAAGCUCUCCGCCGUAUGUCUGCCCAGAGUGUGGGGUCACCAUCAAGCAGCAGCUGCUUCAAAAACAUCUACAAGAGACCUGCUUGCACUUUUCCCGGCGCAUUGGCUACAGAUGCUCCAGUUGUCUGGUGGUGUUUGGGGGGCUGAACUCUGUGAAGUCCCACAUCCAGUCCGCUCAUUGUGACAUGUUCCACAAGUGCCCCAGAUGCCCCAUGGCCUUCAAAUCUGCCCCCAGCAUCCAGACCCACCUCUCAUCUCAACAUGCGGACCUCACUAACAUCAAGGCCAUGCUGAUUUAUAAAUGCGUCAUGUGUGACACUGUUUACACUCACAAGCCGCUGCUGUACUCUCACUUUGACACUCACUUAACCAAUCAGAAAGUGCACGUCUUCAAAUGCCCUGAGUGCACAAAGCUGUUUUCUCAGAGGAAUUCAUUGCUGGAUCAUUUCAAGACCCACAAAACUUCCACGUUAAAAGAAGAGCUGCAUUCAUCUCAGACCGCUGCCCCACAUUUACCUGGGAAACCGGAAGGCUCACAGGAAUGGAUAGAUAAAGACAAAGUGAAAACUGAAAGGAUGAAAGCCCCUUCAGUGUGGAAAUGCCGUUCUUGCAACUUGCAGUACACAGAGCGGGAGGAAUACAUUGCUCAUAUGGGUGAACUGCACGGCAAGUUCCUGAAGAAAUUUCCCUGCAACAAAUGUGAGAGCUCCUUCACAACCACGUCCAGUAUGAGGCGCCACAUCAGAGAUAAGCACAAAGUCAUGAACCGAGGCUUCCGUUGCCAAUAUUGUUCUGAGAGUAAGAAAACCUUCAGCAGCAGAUCGAUGUUGGAGCGGCACAUGCAGAUGAGGCACAGCAUGACCAGCCCGGGUCAGGACUCCCUCAUGGAAGCUGACGGAGCUGACAGCUCUUCAGAGCAGGACAGCAUUCUGGUGUCCCGCAGGAGACGAAGAGCAGCUGUGAAGAUGGAGCAGGAAGCAGAGGCGACUGACACCUCAAGCCCCGUGAAGAAACUCCGAUCCUCCACCUCUGCUCCAGCGUCUUACACUCAGCCUGAGUCCGGGUUCAGCUGCGCUCCAUGCGGCUUCACCACGGAGGACAAGCCAACGUUCUUGGAACACAUCAGCCAGCAUAGGCGAGGGGGGGCGGAGGGCGGCGGCCUACAGUGUCUGCAGUGCGGAGCCUGCUUCACUUCUCCGUCCUCCCUGUCCCGCCACCGCUUCAUCAUUCACAAAGUCAAAGAUGCUUGCAGCGACAGCCAGCAAACCUCCAGUGUGUCUCCAUCGCCCUCUGCUGGAAACAAGAACCAUGACGACCGGAGCUCUGUGAAAUGUUCAGAACCAGCUUCACCCUCCGGUCAACCUUUAGCAGGUCAGGGGAAGGAGGAGGACGAACCUCUGGCCUGUAAGGUUUGUGGUAGACACUUUGAAAAAUCAACAGAUCUCAACACACACUUCAGAACUCAUGGGAUGGCUUUUAUUAUCGCAAGGAAUGCAGGGAAGACCACCUAGAAUGGGUAACAGAAAAGAAACGGCUGAUUUGUCUGUGCCUUUUUAAUUCUGUCAUGCAUGUGAGGGGGGGCUGCAACUAUGCACUAAAUCAACCAAAGAUUGUUCUUUUAAAGUUUAUAUAACUGCUGUUUGUGAAAAGCCUUAAUUAACCCUCUGAUUCUCAGGAUCUGCUGCUUACUUUCACUGUUUUGUGGCGAUACUGAUCCGAUAGAACCGCCUGCUCAGUGCUGUGACCGUGUUUACAUGAAUUAUGUGCCUGCAGAAAACUGUUGCAUCAACUCAGUCAUGCUGUGAUCAUAGAAACAGUUUCAUACGUUUGUUGAUACGGAGUUGAAUUUUAAGUAGAUGAAUCAGCAGGCCUUCUCUAAAAUGUGUAACUUAACAAUCACUGCAGCUGUUUGACUUCUGUUCUAAGUGUUUUAUUUCUAACUGGUUUAUCUUUCAUGGAGUAUUAAAGCAGGUUUCUACUUAUUUUCAAUUCCAAAACUCCAAAAUGUCUGUCUUCUAUAUUUCUCUGACCGUUUGUUACCUUUUGCUUGUUUAAAUAGAAAAUGUUAAACUGUUUAAUUAGCUGUAUAUCCCAUAAAUCAUGAAACAACACUUUUCUGAGGUUAUUUUCUGUAACAAAAGGCUUUUUUUUUUUUUUUUUACUUUAUUUGGAAUUUAACCUUUAUUUCCAAAUGUAUAUAUGUUUACAUGUCAAUUCAGAUUGGAUUAUAUUACACUAGAUUAUUUUAAAGAGUUUUGUAAUCUUUUUCCACAGAAAUGUGUCAAUGUCCUCUUUCAAACUCAAAUCAGAGGUUCGAGGGGCCAAAAUAGCAGUGAGGCUGCACGUCAAUAUGGUUUUGUUAAAAGGUUUUGAAGGUCAAAAAUUUUGAAUGAAAAGUUAAGUUCUGCUCUGGCAAAUCACAGAUGAAAAUAUCUACAGAAACAAAAAUGUUUGGAAAAUCUACUGUAUAGAUGAACUGUGACGUACAAGAUCAAAACUAAUUUAUAUUUUAAAUUUUCAUAUUGAAUUUUUUUUUUUUUAUCUAACAACAGUUAGGGUCCACAAAUAGUUUGACUGAUCUACUGUAUCUAUGAAAACCUGAAUUGAAUGUACUUUCUGUAAAAUUAACUGUCCUCUCAUUGGCUGAAAAAUUAAACGAACAUUUGAUACUCAAGUAAAUACUUCUAUGAAUUUUGCUUUACAGCACUGGAAGCCAAGAAUACAUGUAACUUUUUUCUUUUUAUCCUUUUCUUAGCCAAUAGCAUGUUGAGGACUGUUCUUUAGUUCUGUGUUAAACAUUAAAAUAAUUCUUGAG